UGGUUGCCCAAAGUGGACGAUCUGUCGGAUGCCUAGUGUGAUAAUGAAGUUUAGAAACAAUUAGUAGUUUCUUCUGCCAAAAUGUCAUCUCUGCAUGCAGUUUCAUGAUUCUUUUCUGUCAUAAACAGUAGACUAGGCUUGAAAAUAUUAAAGAUAAACGAUAGUUUCCAUUCUAACAUGUCUCUUUGUUUGAUUUAUAAACUAGGAAGGAAGUCAUGACGUGUGAUCUGAAGUCUUUCAAGAUGGCACUAACAUUUCAUCACCCUACAACCUUUGUCAACAUGGUAAUUUUCCACACCAACAUGACUACGACCCGCAACAUCGUUAGUGAUGCGCCUGACGAUGGCUUCGUCAGCCAUCAUAAUCUAGCAACAGCCAUUAUUCUUGUCGUCAUUUGCAUUGUUGGCAUCGUUGGAAACAUCUUCGUGAUCGUCGCUGUCCAGUUAACCCGCCGCCUUCAAACAUUCACUAACGUCUUCGUCGUCGUCCUGAGUUGUACGGAUUUUCUGACCGCAAUGACGCUACCUUUCCAGGGUGGCACACUUCUUGGGCUUGUGGACGCAUAUCCGGCUUUUGCAGUCGUCUGCGAAGUGAUCGGCGGUCUCUCAUUUAUAUUCAACGGAUGGAGCAUUAUUACAUUGGUUGUGAUAGCAUUUAAUCGAUACAUCCUAAUUACUCAUCAGUCGCAAACGUAUCGCCGAAUAUUCUGUAAAAAGAACAUCGCCAUUAUGCUUGCAGUUAUUCUCUCAUAUCCUUUAUGUUCCGUCAUUCUCUUUGGAACGACUGGCUGGGCGGUGUUUGGAGAAAAAUGCAACACGUGCGCUGUAGUGGAGGGCAGAGCUUUCAACCUCCUUUCUGGUAUUUCCAUGGUGACACUGAUGGUCGCCAUCUUGUAUUUCUACCUGAAAAUCUACCUUCAUGUGCGGAACCACGUCCGAAAAGUGCACGACAAACUGGAGAAUCAAAAUCCACAGCCCUCGUCUACACAACAAUCAUCAGUAGAAUCUUCAAGAAAACAAGUCUAG
Molecule: messenger RNA, 1025 nt
Organism: Strongylocentrotus purpuratus (purple sea urchin)
Lineage: Eukaryota; Metazoa; Echinodermata; Echinoidea; Camarodonta; Strongylocentrotidae
Product: G-protein coupled receptor moody-like
Exons: 2
Coding region: 216-1025 (269 amino acids)
Biological process (GO): G protein-coupled receptor signaling pathway
Cellular component (GO): membrane
Molecular function (GO): G protein-coupled receptor activity
Source: RefSeq, a predicted model, not a curated record